Messenger RNA from Schistosoma turkestanicum, 1959 nucleotides. Lineage: Eukaryota; Metazoa; Platyhelminthes; Trematoda; Strigeidida; Schistosomatidae. The record is from the annotation of a GenBank genome assembly.
GAUGAGUUAUUCUUCAAAACAGUCAGAAAAUCCCAAUAUUGAACUAAAUCAACCACCUUGUAAGUAUGGAAGAAAUUGUUAUCGGAAAAAUCCUCAGCAUUUUGAAGAAUACUCUCAUUCAGAUGCUACAGUAUUGGCUGCUGAUCAUACGACGAACGCAAGCAUCUCCAGAGAUUCAGGAGAUGCAUCAACUGAUGAAAGUUUCUAUGGCAUUUAUCUUUUCCGAGUAUCUGGUGUGAAGUACGGACGAAUUCCUACAAUAACCUUAAACGAAAUUCUUAAUUCCUCUAACGAUGAACUUGUAUCUUCAGUUCAAUUUAAUUAUAUGUUUGAUAUACCCUGGCUAAGAGAACAAUAUCCUAAACGCUACAGAUCACUACCACUCACUAUUGUACAUGGUUUUCAAGGAACUAUGAAAAAAUCAUUGGAUGAAUCUGCUGCAAAUUACAGCAAUAUACAGAUUUGUCAAGCCCCAAUACGUUUACCCUUCGGUACACAUCAUACAAAAAUGAUGAUACUCAAAUAUAAAGAUGGUUUAAAAGUUAUAAUUCAUACUGCGAAUAUGAUAUCAGAUGAUUGGGAUCAAAGAACUCAAGGAAUUUGGAUAAGUCCAAAAUUAAAGUUGUUAAGCAUGGAACAACAGAAGAACAUAAACAAUACCGAUUCAACCACUAAUUUUCGUGCAGAUCUAAUUGAGUAUUUAAAAUCAUAUGGGACAGAUUUAACCCAGUCGACUAGUUCACCCUUAUUUGAAUGGAUUAAUUGUUUGCACAGUUACGAUUUUCGACCAAUUAAGGUUGUAUUAAUUGCGUCAGUCUCAGGAAGACAUGUUGGCGAAUCACUGAGGAAAUUCGGUCAUACACGUUUAGCAGAGGUAUUAAACAUGAGUAAUAGCCAAAUUCCUUCAUCUUGGCCAGUGAUUGGACAGUUUUCAAGUAUUGGUUCUUUAGGUCCCAAGCCUACUGAUUGGUUUACUACUGAAUGGUCUUCAAGUUUAGCCGGUAGAGGUGCUAGAGGUUUACGAAUGAUUUAUCCGUCUGUCGAUGAUGUCCGUAAUAGUUUGGAAGGUUAUUUCGCCGGUGGAUGUCUACCAUAUACCAAGAAAACAGCUGAAAAACAACCAUGGCUUUCUCAGUUCUUUUAUCGUUGGCAGGCAUUCGGACACAGUCGAGCUGCUCCUCAUAUUAAAUCAUACUGUAGGAUGUCACCAGAUGGUCAACAAAUAGGUUGGUUUCUUUUGACUAGUGCAAAUCUUUCAAAAGCUGCUUGGGGUGCUUAUGAAAAGUCAAAAAGUCAAUUAAUGAUUCGUUCAUAUGAAUUAGGUGUUUUGUUUUUGCCAAGAAAUUAUAAGGAAUCAGCCCAUACAUUUGAUGUUCUAAGAAAUUCCAACUAUACUCAAUCAUCAACAAAUGAAUUGUUACCCUUUCCGGUUCCAUAUGAAUUACCUCCGGUGAAAUACGAGUCAAAUGAUGAACCAUGGAUUUUAGAUAAACCUCAUGGUCUACCUGACAUAUUUGGUCGAGUUUGGCAACCCCCUUGAAUAUUGAAUCAAAAAUCAGCUUUUAUUGAAGAUGGUAGAUUUGUUUGAACUUCCGCUAAAUAACCUUGAAAUUUAUUGCAUCAAUCAUUUGAUUGCUGAAUGAUAUCUCUUUGAGUAAUAAUGAAAUGAUCUUUAUUCUACAUUUCAUUACAGUUACUUUUUAUUUGUUUCUUCUUGACAGAGAGGAUAGUUAAACAGAAAAGGUGAAUAAUCAGUCCAGUAAAAAUUCUUCUAUAUAUAAAUGAAUAUUCCCAGAAUUAUAUUUUAAAAUUUAAUUAUACACUUUUUUUUUUAAAAAAAAUUUGUCCUUCCUAAUUUUUUUAAUAAAACUAAUUUUGAUUCUGUCUAUAUUCAAUCUAAUAAAAUUCUUCUGAAUUUACUACUUCAAGUAUUAUUUUUUUCUCUCCUUUACGAAAAAA